Xyrichtys novacula (pearly razorfish) is the source of this 28036-nucleotide messenger RNA. The record is from the annotation of a GenBank genome assembly. NCBI's taxonomy places the organism in Eukaryota, Metazoa, Chordata, Actinopteri, Labriformes, Labridae.
GUGACUUCAUUGACGGUAACUUGACGCGUAUAUUUUCUGUUCCCUGGGGCCACAGUGUUUUCAACGGGACUCAACUUACAAUUUACUGGACUCACUAUGGCCGCUUGACCCAAGCUGAAAUACCCUCUUUCUGUUUUUGUUUGUUCGAAACUUUUACACAGACUUCUUUCUAGAUAAACUUUUGUCUUUUGUAGUUUUUAUGUCAAGAAACAAGGAUGCAACCCCCACCGAGAAAGGUGAGUUUUUGCCGUUGUAGCCGUUACUCGUCUGGAAACGUUCUCGAGCGAAGUGGUGCAUAUUUAAUGGUUGGAAAUGUACGCUUUGUUGCUGGUCGGUUGGUUCAAACGUUAAACCUACGACUUCUGUUUGGUAAAAAAAAACUACAAGUAGACCGUUAAAAAGUUUAAAGUCCCUUUGUGUUACUUUAAAUAUCAGCGGAGGAAGAAAAGUUUGGAAAAAAGGUUCCAUGUGCUGCCUCUUUUAGGGGAGAAUAGCCCGUUAACGUGCCCCGCUCCCUCUCGAACGGGGGACACCUUCAAACCAAAGGCAUUUAAAUUUUACGGUGUACUUUGUUUUACGAAAUGGACCCUCAAAAAUAGCUUUGUUUAAUGAAAUUGUGCGGCCUAAGCGUUGUUAGUUUGGCUUAGUUGUGAUUUACACAGCCAAUCUUAAGUUCAAGUAAAUUUCAGUUCGAUUUUCCUCUGGUCCCACUGCCAUCCGCAGACAGUCCAGUUGAGUGAAGCAAGAAAGCUGUAAGUAAGAAUACUCAUAAAUGAAGUGGAGUUUGCCUUCUUUUCCCAUGCCGAUUUUCAAAAUGGAGCCACAUUUCUUUGGUAAAGUUUCAAGUUGAGCCAUGUCUUGGAUUUAAGCACGCCUGGAGCUUUGAAACAGUAAAGUGACAGAUUUUUGUUUGGUUUUUGGUGCAGUUUUGUUGGGCGAAGUCUCGGGGGUAAACAGUGUAAAACAAUCCCUAUCGUCUAAAGUUUAUCAACUUUAUUCAUAACAUCAUUUUAAACUGUAUAUCAAAGUUUUAAGUGUUAGUUGUUAAAAUUAGAGUAAAAAACUUCAAUUCUUGCACAGUCUGGUUCGGUGUAAAAAAUGUUCAUGAGGAUCAUAUUUCAAAAACAUUGCUCAGCAGCAGCACAGAACAUUGACCACUUCUCCCCCGGUACAUUUUUACUGCUUUGUGUGUUCCGACACGUCGAUGUUUUCGUGAUUUUCUCAGCCGCAAAUCUUUUAGUUUGAUCAAAGAAUUAUUGAUAUUAGAUACACAAACCUGCCAUGACAUUAUGAACACCUGGGCGGUCUGACUCAAACCAGUAAAACGCAUAUUCUACUCUCAAGAAGCUUCUGCAUUUGACAUGAUCAGACAGGUGGUUAUAAUUCUUCAAGUUUAUUAUUGAAGAAAUAGUGAGUGAGUGGAAAGGUGUUCUUCCUUAUAUUUUGUCCACUUCACUAACAUAGAGGAAGCAAAAUAUAGGAAGCACUUUUUAGUAUAAUACACUCUACCAACACCUGAUACAACUUUAACAAUUAUCACCCUCAACAACAAGAAUUGAAAAUGCAGAUGUUUUAUGGAAUACCGAAUAUUAUGACUAGUCAGUGAAUAUGUCUUACAUUUUGAUUUUCCACCAUUGAAGGCAAAGUAAUGUAAUGUGGCCUUAUGCCCCAACCGGGACAAAGAGGAUAAGUAAUAAGUAAUAUGACCCAAAUGUUAAAGUGAAAAUGCUGUUGAUAGAGUUGCUGAACCUCUACUUUAUCUCAGAUACUAAUUUUGUCAGUUUUCCUGUUUACAAUACAUUCCAGUUAUCAGGAAUGGGAUCAGGUCACUGCACUUCCUAAUUCCCUUCAUAGUCCAUGGAGAUCCCAAGGAAACUGACUUUUGCUCUGAUUACCUCUACCUGUGAUAUACGGGAAUUUUGUGUUUUGACAAAGCCCUGUAUAGCCACUAAAGAUGUGAAAAUAAAUUUAACACUUUCUGAGGCAAACAUGAACAUGUGUGAAGCUUUCUUACUUCUCUUUAAGCUUGUGUAUGAGAAGUUUACUAGCUGUACUGUUAAUAAGGACUAAAAAUAAACAAUAAAUUUGUCCUACUGGGUAUAAUCUGUACAGCUCAUCCUCAUAUUUUGCGCUCAUCUCUGCCAAACACAUCUAUAAGCCAUGCCUUAGAUCAAACUUCAAAAGCGUAAAUUCAGAGGUGUCUCACGAUCUUCCUAUUCUUUGGUAAAUAAUUAAAAAAGAAAAAAUCAUACUUUUGUGAAGUUAAAAUGAAACAGUGUUCGAUCCUAACACUUGGAAACUGAAUCAAAUGUCAUUUAUUAUCAAGAUAGUUCCAGAUAAAUGUUCACAGCCGCCUUGUUGAUAUCCUAGUUCUCCUUUUGACAACACUUCCAGUUAUAGGUAAUGACAUCUGAUCUGACCCCUGCACUUCUUGAUUUAUGUAACACCAAAUUAGAGACCCAGCAUGAUGAUGAGUGCAGAUAGUUUUCACUCACACUGAUUGCAACUUCAGCUGAAACAACAUGCCUGCCUCCCAUUAGUGUACACAUGACAUUUUCCCCCUUUUUUUCCUAAUGCCAUAAAGUGAACAAAGCAUUUCUGUGUGGCUGUAUGAGCUGAAGGAAAGAGUCAUUUACCCUCCAGAUUCUUCCUAAUAAUCCAGUCUUUCCUUCCUGACAGGUCCGGGUCACCCAGGAGCUGAAACACACUCAUGCAGAGCAGAUGAGCAGAUUACACAUCAAACACCAGACAGAGUGUGACCUGUUGGAAGACCUGAGGUGAGCUUUCGAGUCAAACUGUAGACAUGCUGGAUUACUGAGAAGUGUAUUUACAGAAAUAGAAGACAAAACAAAGGCCUUUAAAAGAGAAUUGCCUUAUUGGAUCUCAUUUUAGAAGAAGAGAUGUGACUGUCAAAGUGAGUGAAGCUGAUAAGGAUCAAGGCAGCACUCCUGAUUGUACUGGUUUGUAACCCAAGGCUCUGAGAAUCAUUUUUAAAUGCAACGUAACACCAAUUAUUGACGCAGUGGUAAGAUAAUAUUAUGAUAUGGUACUGUCAUAGGUUGACAUGAUAAUUUUAGUAUUAUUCAUUCACAUUUCACAAGAUUGCAAUGUAUCAAAUCCCUUUUGAAUCACUUCAUUCAAUCCCAUUAUAUUGUGCUGGAAGUGUAUACAAGUUGCUGGUGUUAUUGUAAUGUUUUACACCAGAGAGUUUACAAUAUAAUAUUCAGUAUUUGCUUCAGACAUGCUAAGCUGAAUAGUAAUUGAAGCCUUGAGAGGACUUUUCACUUUCAUGGACUUGUUGCUGCUGUGCUGCACUUAUUAUUAUUUUGUGCAAGGGCCACUAUGCUGUUGAGUAAAAUCGAUGCAUUUGCAUUUUAUUCCCUACUAACUUAAUGUUUCACAAAGUAACUUGACAGUAACACAUUAUCACUUAGUUUAUUUUUAUUUGUUAAAAAUAGUCCCCCUGAGGGUGAAAUCUCAUUUUUAAGGGAGAGCUUGACCAAGAGGGCAACAAAUACACAAAGCUGCAGACACAGUCCUCAAGUAUUUGUGAGUGUUUCCAACCUCUGUCUCCUUUCCGUCAGCAGUGACCACCACAGGUAGAUUUUGUAACCUAAGCUUUGAGAUGGUGAGCAACAUGAGUGUGGAUUUUUCUCAUUUGGUAACAAAACAAUGGAAUGCAGCGUUUGAUACAUUUUGCUCCGGAUUAUUUACGCAAAUAGUAUUUAUAAGGGGGCCUAAAACAGAGCCCUGUGGCACACCUUUAUGGAUAGUUAUCAGCAAUCAGCAAAAACACUUGGUGUAGUGGAACCUUUGUGAGUACAAGUACAUAAUGGACUGAAUAUGAAAACUUCUCAGUAAAAAGGAGAAAGUUUGGGAAAUUAUCAUGCAGAAUGUUUUCUGUCAAUUUUCAAAAUUACUCGUGUCAGUGGGUUGAUAUUUGCUCUCUGUCUGGAUCAGGAGCCUUGUGUUUGUUUAGGGGUGGUUUGACCAGGUUUUCUGGAAUUUGGGGGGAAAAAAAUCUGAAAUGUUUAAGCACCAAACUUGUAAAUGUUGCAGUUUUAGGACAAAGAAAAUACUUACAUGUAAGACAGACAGGAAGGCAGACAGAUUUAGCGUUGUGAUCAGGUUUGAUUUAAAAGCUAAAGGUUGUGGUUGUGUUUUCAGUCUUUGUGUUGGGUUGAGUUGACAGCCUACUGGCUCCCCACUUCCUGUCUGUGGUUGGUGGCAGAGCUCUGAACCUUUCAAACAGCUGGAAGUUAAGGUCAUAGAGAGCUGCCAGAUGUUCAGACUGCCUGAAUCUGUCGCCGUGGGAGGCUCGGUAACAUUCAGUUUGCCUGAAACAAUGUGAAACCUGACAUGAGUUGAAUUUGCGAGGGUCGUGCUCCUCGAUCCGGACGAGAAGUGAUUCAGCAAACUGGAAACUGCAUCUGCAUGUCAGCAAACCCUUCUUUUGGGAAAAUGACAGGAAGUGAGUGAUGGGGGGUAUUUGGAAGAGAGGGAGCCUCAGACAUGGAGUGAAGAGGAAGGGAGCAGGCAAGAGGAAGAGAGGGAAGCUCCCAGGAAGUAAGCCAGAUUGUUUCGAGCCGGGGUGGAGCAUGGCAGUCAAGUCUUGACAUGUUUAAUGACUUAAUGAGGAUUUUGCUGCAGUCACAUUUUUCCCAGGGCACUGACCUCUUUGCUUUUCUUAGACUUUUGUAUAAAAUCCUCUUGAGUAAUAGUUAGCUGUAUUCCUGUCAUUGUAAAUCAACCCUCUAACAUUAAAAUUAGAACAAUAUGUAAUGACAUGCCUUGCAUUUUUUCACUCUUUCAUGAUUUACAUCUAUAUUUGUGUAACCAACCAAACAUUUUCAGCUUUGUGUGUUCCUCAGUAUGAAUCCAAAGUGUUCCUGUUUUAACCUCACCUUUUUCCUCUAACAUAUAGUCAAGGUUGGCCACAUAUACAGCGUGCUCACACAUGGUUCUGAUUGUUGAUAUGCCAAGGGAAACUUGUAAUAGAAACAGCAACUGGAGCAAGUGCUUCAACAACAGUAGCCUUUUCUCUACACCCUGAACUCCAACCGUACUCUGUGAGAAAAAAAACAGCAUCAAACAAACAUUUGUCGUCUGGAGUUCAUCUCUGAAGUUAUAUAAUCCUUAUAAACAAUGUUUGAAAAAGUGCAGAAUGGCCGCGAAAGUGAAAGUUUUGGAUUUUGGCCCCUAUAGAGACUGCCCUUCUGCACUGCUAUGUUUCUACAGCAGCCCAAUAUGGACAAAUUAGUGACAUACAUGUUUCAUAUUUAUGAAGUUUGGCCAUUAAAAAUACACUACUGUGUUUCCCACAGGAUGGGAGUUUAUUUGUGUGUAUGUGUGGGGGGGAUUCAUCUGCUGUGUGAUUGCAGACGACAACUCGCUAAUAGUCAGCAUGUGCACGCCCCACUGUGCAGCGCCCAUAUGCGCUGCAUAAACUCAUACAUACUGUGUCCAAGGUAUAGACUGUAAAAAGAAUGGACAGCAUCUGCCUCCUUGCUGGGGGAAGCCACCGCGAGAACAGCAUCCUCUGGUGACAGGCUGCAGUAUAGGUCAUAAAUCCCGCCUCCUCCAGCAAUCCCUAUGGAGCUGUGGACAAACUUUAGAAAUUAAUUACACAGAAUAUAAAUUUUUGUGAUGUUGACAUUUAGUUACUGUAGUAAGUAAGACUGGUUUGUGCUCAAGUCCUCUUUUCUGUGCAGCUCCGUUUUUAAAAGUUAUUCGGGUGUUCAUGUUUUCUUUGAUUGACACCUGAUACAGCCUAUCAGCGGUCAUGAUUGCGUAGCUCACCUGGGGAAUACGCUGUUUGAGCCGAGCGUCAUCACAGUGACUCUCGGCGGCUCUCCUGCCGAAUGCGCCCAACACUACCGCGCAGCGCUGGUUUCAGGAAAUGAAGAAAAAUCCCAGAAAUACUGAGAGCUUUCUGGCUUUAAAUCCGUAUACAAGCGGGAGGCAGAACCAAGUUGUCCAUCGUAUAUACAGUCUAUGGUCCAAGGUAGCGCCUAAAGCAGAAAAAUCUAUUUGUGGUGGGGCGAAAGUGUGGGGAAAUAUUGCACUGGUGGAAAGAUGACGAUGAAGGGAGUGGAUGUUGUUCAUAUAAGAUUUUACAUUGAUUGACAUUUUUGAUGGCAAAACCUUGAAUGUAGGAUUAAUUAUUAUAUUAAUCCUACAUCCCAGGUGCUUUUUGUCAUCAAAGAUUAGCCUGACUCCGACUGCUAGGCAUCUCAAAAUAUCCCCACUUCUACACACAAACAUCACUUGACACACAAUGACAAAAAUUAAUGAACAUUUAAAAGCAAACCUUUUCUUCUAGCCCAGAAUAAUUUAUAGUCAUUUGUGGUUGAGUGUCUUAAAAAAAAGCUAGUAAGCAAACAGAAAUGUGUGAUAAUGUUCCUUGCCUCAUUCAAGAAAAAACGGACUUAUGGUUUCAUUAACAUUCGCUGUUGUUUUUUCUCUUUUUUAGGAGUUUCAGUCAAAAGCGGGCCGCUGUAGAAAGAGACUACGCCCAGGUAAGUAAAUCUAAACUUGUUGUUUUCUCUCACAGCAGCUCUGAUACUUGUUAACACCAUCUCUCCCCUGCCUUGUCAUUUGCGCUGCUAAAAAUACAUGCGCAGUUUCACGAUACUGUCCUCCAAAGACAGCAUAUAAAAGUGGAGUUGAGGAUGUGGCCCCUAAGAAAGCUCUUUAUUCACAUGUGGCCAGAAAGCUCAUGAAUGGUAAGCAGCCGCAGAGACAAACACCACAACAGAGAGGAAAAUCAGCAUCCACUGAUGAUCCGGCGGUUCGUUUCCUCCUCGCCAUGUUUUGCCCGGAGCUUCCUGGAGACGUCAGUUGUCUGUCUGAAAAUCCCGUCUUUGCCUCUGCAGCUCUGUUCAGGUUUUGCAGCCCUGUGAGGAAUGUCCACCACCACCGUGAAGAGAGGGGGCCCGUCAGUAGAUCAAACUAGCAACCUCAGAUGUCUGUUUGCUCAUGUGCAUCUGGUCCUUAAGGCUGGUUUUAUGAAGCUGGUUUGGUAAAACAAAGCCUUUUAAUGAGCAGAACAAACUGAACCAGGAUUGAACUGUUUCAUUAAGCUAACUGGGGGAUAAUAUGACCAUGCUGACUCAAGUGUGGUUUAUUACAUGAAUUUGAAACCAGAAACUCAAGACGAGAAGUGGACGUAACUGCUGUGACAUGACCCAAGAGAACUACUGUUAUGUAUUUUGGCGGUCGUCUAGGGCUGUCCGAUAACCACAACAUUGCAAUACUGCACUAUUGACAAACCGGCCACAAAGAAUGUCAAGCCACUGCCACAACCACUUUGUUCAAUCUUUUCCGUCUUUGUCAGGCUGCGCUCUUCUUGUUUCGCACUCAGAAAUUGUGUAGAUUGCACGAUAAGCAUGUAAUUGGCGUGUUUGCAUAAUCUUGAAAAAUGAUGAUUUAUUGCAUUAGUUUUAUUAUAUUAGAGUCAAGAAGUUCUACGGUUAACAUUAGUUUGUAUAAUAGUACUAAAGAUGGGGGGACCGAGCCAUGGUAUGGGAUUGAUUUUCAUGCAUGUAUAUCCCAUAGACUGUCUAUAGAAUUGACAGAGUCUGCCUCCUCGCUGGGUGAAGCCACUCCGAGAACAGCACCCUCUGGUGACAGGCUGAAGUAUAGGUCAUAAAUCCUGCCUCCUCCAGCAAUCCCUAUGGAGUUGUGGACAAACUUUAGAAAUUUAUUACACAGAGUAUAGAUUUUUCUCCCCCCUGCUUGUGAUGUUGACAUGUAGUUAUUGUAAGACUGGUUUGUGCUCAAGUCCUCUUUUUUUCUGUACAGCUCAGUUUUUAAAAGUUAUUAGGGGGUUCAUGUUUUCUAUGAUUGAUACCUGAUACAGCCUAUUAGCAUUCAGGUAUUGCGUAGCUCAUCCGGGGGAUACGCUGUUUGAGCCGAGCGUCAUCACAGCGACUCAGCGACUUUCCCACCAAAUGCGCACAACGCUACUGCGCAAUGUUGAUUUCAGGAAAUAAAGAAAAAUCGCGGAAAUACAGAGAGCUUUCUGGCUUCAAAUCUGUAUGCUGACGAGAGGCGGAACCAAGUUGUCCAUAGUAUAUACAGUCUAUGGUAUAUCCACAUGCUCCAGCGGUGCUCGUAUAUAUAAUGUGUGGUUGACAAAAAGAUUCUGUUCUGCAGAAGGGAUCCAUUUUAGGAUGAAUGAAGAGAAUCAUAAAGAAACCCCAAAUCUUCGGUCUUUUUCGGACUACUACUACCCCUGAAGAACAGAAAAGGAAAUUUCUUCUCUAUCACAGCCUUACCCACACCACAGAGGUCAUACUGUGGUAUCUGGGCCUGAAAAUAUAACUUAGGUGGAGAAGUUUCAUUGACUGAGGGCAUGCUUUAUUUAAAAAAAAAAAAAACCCUCUUCGCUUUUCCUUCCAAGAUGUAGUACAGUUUGUAUUUUCCAUCAAACAUAAACUUUAUAUUGAUUGGACCAAGUCAUACCUCAAAAUUUAGACAAAUUAAUAAUUCUUAAAAUGGAAAAAAGCUAAAAAAAGAAAGAAACAUGGAGGCAACCGCAGCUGAGGACUCCGACACCUGUUUGUACAUUAUUUAUCCUGCUUGACUGGGUCCAUGUAGUCACGACACCUCACAUUAAAGAUUUACACCUCCUCAGAAGAAGGAAAGAGUAGUCGAAAGACUUCACUGAACUCAGCGCAGAAGGGAACCUCAGAGAGUCGUGAAAAAACAGACCUGCAGCUCUGACUAUCCUGUGAACCUGUCAGGCAACAGGGACUCAAGUUUCUCACACCACACACCCCCCCUCAACUAAUUUCUGAUUGGCUGUAUAGUCCAGACAUUUAAAUUAUGAGCAUGUGUCUGGCAGCUGAAACAUCGCUGUAUUUUUCAGCUUGUGUGUAUGCCAACUUGGAGGAAGUGAAAACUAGAACAGUAUGCAAGUAUUUGCUAUGAUUGCACAUAUUUUGAAAACAGGAAGAUGUGAAUCUUCACAGUCAUUUUAUUGGCAUGCAUUUUAAUGUGAUGUGAAAGUCGUGAAAAUGUACAAAAAAGAACAGUCAAACAAAAGGUGUGUGGUUUUUUUUCAGUAGAGAGCCUGCAGGCUAGCUUUUGUAACCCAGUGCAUGUGCGUUUUGUUGGAUAUGCAUGCCCAAGUUAUACCAGUGUUUUUUAAAGUCUGAUUUUGUCCAAGCAGAGCACUGCAGCAAGGGUUAGUCUUUUUAUGACUCAUCAAAAUCUCAGGAGUUGUUAUUAAAAACAAUUAAAAACAAUAAUUGGCUGAAUAAUACGAUCACAUACUUGCUUUUGUAAGACCAUAAACCUUUGUGGUACCAGAACUCUAAAUAUGUACUAUUUGUACGGGCGAUGACAAAUGAGUCAGGAAUUCUUGAUUAUGAAAAUCAUGAUAAUUUUGGUCCCGCAGUGAAAAGCAGUUCUUCAUUUUAGGCUGCGGUGAAAGGUGUCCUGUGUGUCUGGGUUAUUCUGGCUGCUGGUUAUGUGAUCAAUUAGAUAUCCGCUGCCAAUGGUUGAAUCAAAGUGGGUCAGAGUGUCUCUGGAACACUUAGUUCCCUUUGGUCACACCCGCUGCUUUUUGUUUUUUUCCAAAAUUCUCCUCUCUUUACGCGCCUUUUUCUGGGUCUCUUACACCUGCGAGCUGCUUUAGCCAUCAGUCAAUUACUAUUCAAAUCACACUGUGUGAUAAAAUGUCCUCCUCUGUGCAGCUCUUCCUCUGCUGUCCUCGCAUCCCUCCUCCUCCCACCCUUCCCUAGUUCCCAUCACAGUAUUCAGGCGUGUCUGCUCAACUAGCUCAGUUGGCGAUCCUCUCUCUCUCUCUCUCUCUCUCCCUCCCUCUCUCUUUCUCUCUCUCUCCCUCUCUCGCUCUGAGUCCCACAAUGGCGGGGUUUGUAGCAGCUUUGAAGCUUUGGCACCAAGAUCAGUACUGAUCAAACCAGAAAGUUCAGGGCCCGUCUAUACUCGGUAGACAGAGAGAGGAUAGAUGGGUUGAUUUCAUUGAUCACCUCUUUGCAGGCCUUGAGCAUAAAGCAAAGUCACUAACUUGAUCCAGACGAUCCUGUCUUUCUAAGAUGGAGUUUUCUUUCUUUUAUUAAUAUUCUGUUUACCAUUUCUCGUUUUUUUUCGCAGGUAGCAUCACUUCUCUUUUGUACAACAAUCACAAAGCGUAGACAGGUGUAUAAUACUCAUCCUGCCGAAAAUGAAAAUCAGAUUUUGAACAGACUUAUUGAAUAGACUUUACCUUAUGGUUGUUUAACUCUGCAAUGCCCAUCUUUGAUUCGGACUCGUACCGUGAAAUCUAAGCGAUAUUUCUGAUCAGUAUCUUAACAUAACCUCAAGGUAACAAUAAAACUAACGCGCUGACUGUCUUUUAGAAUCAGAUUGUCACAUUGAAAUGGAAUGAAAUCUGUGCUCUUGUGAUUAAAAUGAAGCGCUUUUGGUGUCAGUACUUCAUGACAUACAAAUAAAAGUAACCUGUCAUUCACAAGUGCAUUUUAGGAUGAUCUUCUCAGGAUCAUCAUCUUCGUCCAAUUUUUGGCUAACUUGACCUGCUUAAGGGUAACUUAGUUCACCCCCCUACCAUUAUGAGUGGUGGGUGAUGGCAAAGACUCUGUCUGGCUAUCAUGAGGGACACACUUGUCUAGCAGAUAAGUGUUGUCAUCUGUUAUGACCAAUAUGGAUAUUGAUUUACUAAAGCUGGAAUAUUAGAAUGUCUUUAUUUUUUUUAGAUGUGUUUGAAGAACCUGUCAUGUAUUCAGUGAAAUGUCCAUUGAAAUACCUCUAACUUGUGUUUCAUCGUAGCUAAAAUAAGCCCCUUCAAUUAGAGCCAAAUUCCCUGUCUUUACCUUUUACAUUGUUUUCUUACUGAGCUAAUGUCACAAAGUGGAAAAUUACAGCUAUAUCAAAUACUCAACAGGUAAACAUGCAUGCUGGAUUAAGUUUGGAAACCACAGAAUGACUGAACAUGUACUUCCUGCUUAUUGUAUAACUUGCACUGCCCCACCUCCUGCUACAUUACCCCACAAAGUCAAAAAACAAACUGACUUCAUGCAGUGCCUUCAUAUUUUAGAUGAGUUUCACUGGGUGUUUUAUAAAACAAUGGUUGACAGUGUUGAAAAAAAGGGUUGUAAUGAACGCAGAAGAAGUUGAGAUGUUCUCAUUUCGAGGCCCUCAGUCAAGAAGAUCAUUUUUUGAUCAAUCAAAAAUACAAAAUUAUCGGUCAUUACCACUUUAAGCGUCUGAGGAACUCUGAAAAUCCACCAGUCUAGUCUCUUCUUGUGUCUUUUUAUGCAGAAGUUCAUUUUCCUGAUGUACCAAACAUAUAUCCUAGAGCAACCAUGAAUUCUUCCUAAUACUUUUUUUUUUUUUGUUAAUGUUUACUCCGUUCUGAUAUUUUGGUUCUGUAAAGGUUAACCUCACUGUUGGUCAAGGUGGAGGAAUGUAAUUUUCCUCCAGGGAUGACUGUGGUCUAAGUAAGUCAUAUUUUCAACUAAAAAUGGUCUCACCUCGAAAUAAAAAGGUGAACCAGUCUGUGCGGUGAUAAUUGAUAACUCGUCACAACCAGACAUGACCUUCAAAUCAGUUUGGAUUUUACAUGAGUUCUUUUUUCUGUUAUUGGUGAUGGAAAUCUUUGCAGCUAAUGAAGAAAAGAUGAAGUUUUCACUGACUUUGCUUUUUGUGCCCUUCUGUCGUCAUGCUCUGGCUGCCCUGGUGGUUUAUGGGACAAGGUCAGGAGAGGGCAGAAUCCUCCAUGCAUGUCCUGUGUGAAGAUGAGAUGCAGAAAAUGUGUGUUUGUGUCAAAGGUGAAAGGUCAUCCCUGUUUUUUGUGUCUCUCUUUUUUCUUUCCAAGGCCCUUCAGAAGCUGGCAAACCAGUAUCUAAAGAGAGAAUGGCCUGACAGUCCAGCUGAAGAUCAGGCAGAUCACAGGUAACACCUCUGUCUAAACUCCUGUCCCACAUAGUCUUCAUUUGGCUUUUAAUAACACAUGGCUAAUAUGAUGCCACAUGUUACCUGCGCCCUGAAACAUAGAGACCGUGUACAGUGAUCUCAGAAGGAUCAGUUUAAAGCAUUUUAUCCUUUUUUGGUGAGACUUGUCUCCAACCCUCAGACCCAGCAGGAUAGAGCCCAGUCAUAUUACAGUUCUGUCCUUAUUUUAAUGCAAAAAUGCAUAUUCAUUUGCAUGCACUAAUUAAAUCUUUUGUUUUCCUUUUGCGUUCAGGAACAUGUAUUGUGUAUGGAGGGCUUAUUUGGAGGGUACAAUCCAGGUCACACAGUCCAGAAUCAGUGCCUGUGAUAACUACAAAGUCCAGGUCGCUGAUCCAGCCAAGACAGUCAGACUGCAGAAGGAACAGCAGCUGAGGAAGGUAAAUAAAAAGGGUCGAUUUUGCAUCUCUCAAAGACCCGUGCUCCCUUUUUCUUUUUCUUUUUUUUCUGCAGAAACCUAUGCAAAACCUCUCCUGUGUUAUUGUUGAUGUCAUUCAUUUUCCCACCCUUCCUUUUUGGUUCCUUUUUGGGGUUGUAGCCAGUUGAAACAUGUUCAACCUUUGGGAAAAUACUGUGCCUGUCGCUGUAACUUUCACCUCGCAGUGGGGGAGAACCUGGAUCAAUAAAGAACAACCAUCAUCCUAUACUAAUGGCAGUUUAGUAGUUCAGUAGUUCAAGAACAGGUUCCUGACUCUCUCUCUCAGACUUCUCUCAGAACCUUUGUGAAAAACAAAUCUUCUGAAGAUGUUGGUUUAUACUCCUGCUGUGACACCAUUCAUCGAGCACAGCAACAGAGUCUCCUUAACUUGCUAACACAUGCUAAAUUGGCACAAUGCUCCAAAAGAAAAGUGACUCCAAACCAUGUCACUAUCGCCGAAAGAUUUGCUUUUGAUUUGGACCUGCAGCUAGACAAUAAAAACCUCAAUGGAGUCAAUGCAGCAAGAUCUUGAUGAUUUUGAAAGUUGAAUUUCAACACUGUCUGUAAAAGCGAAACAUCCCACAUGUCCUUCUGGUCACAUCAGAGCAAGUAAGAAGUGAGUUGAAGCAACAUGUGCAAUAAUCAGAUAUGGUGCAAUAAACUAUAUGCCAAAUGAGGACAGACAUUACAGCAGCGGCUCUUAUCAUUAACGACUUCUCUAAGUUACUGAUUGUGAGUACGGUGCUUGCUCAGAGGUUGAACAUAAGGAAGUCUGAGAGUAACCAGGGCUGCUCUCUGGUUUCUUUUGGUCACACUCCUGCGUAACGCAUAAUGGUGCUCUUGUUUGAGCUCACCUUUGCAGGAAAAGUUACACAAUCUCUUGUAUGCAACAUGACAUGUCACUACACCUAUGCUUCUGUGUGAAUGAGCAGAAUGUCCACGUUUUAAGGAGCACUAAGCAGUAGUUUUUAUGCAAAUGUCUCUUGUUUAUUAUGUGUGUCCUCAGUGUAUUGAUCAGCUGAUGGUGGUUCAGGCUGAGCUGCAGGAUUCUGUGAAGGAGUUAUCCAAGAGCAGAAAGAAGUACCAGGAGGCUGAGACGAUGGCGCAGGCUGUGCGAGAGAAGGCAGAGCUGGAUGCCAAGUAUGAAUCUGAUACUUUCCAGUGAUUUGUUUUAUAGGAUUAUAACAAAAUUAAGUUCAGUAGUACCUCUUUAAAUUGACUGUCUGGUUUUCAGAAAAAAAAAAUGAAUUCACAAUAAAAGAAAGUUACAAAAAAGGAAAAACAAAACUGCAAAACUCUAGCAUAAAUGUUGCUGGUUAUCCAAAAUGAUGAAUUCAACCACUUUCUCUCCUUUUGGGGAAUGCAUGUGGCUCUAUUGAUAGAUACCACUUUGCAAAAUGAUCAUAUUGCAUGUUUUGCAAUUGGUUAUUGGAUUGUUUUCCUUUUCCAGUUAACAAAUUUCUGCCGAUAUUUUUCUUUCCAAGUUCUGCUGCAAAUUGUGCUUUAGCUUAAAACAAUUGAGCACAAUUUAUCAGGGCAAGAUGAGCGGCUUAAAUUGUUGUUUGAUCUGUUCAGAUUCAAUAGUUGAGAUCUGGAUUGGAAUUUCUUAUUUAGUGCAGCUGGUUGGAUAAAACGGUUGGUUCUUAAACAUCAGGUUUAUGUGAGAUACAAAUUUGGCCAGGAUUGGUUUCCAAACUAGCUAUGAUGUCACAUCCUGCUCAUAUGGACUAAACUCGGCUUAAAGGUGAGCGCUCAGAAACUUUCCCUCCAGCUGUAGAUGAAAGAGAAAACAGUCUUCUCCUGUUCAAGUCUGCACAUUCAUCAUUUUGCACAGUGAAGCUCACACAUCCAAGUGAAACAACAACAAGCAGAACACUUUUUUUUUUUUUUUAGCAAAGGGAGGUUUUCUGAAAGAAAAAAAAAACAGCAGAGAGGCUGACUGUGAAUAAAGUCAGUUCAGGGCAACAAGAAGUUUAUAUUUGGACUUGAGAAAGGUGUUUUUUCACUUUUCUCUCAUUGGCAACUCUUGUCCUGGCACAAAAAGAAAAGCUGACUCUUUAAGUCACAUUUCAGACAUCUUUUCUGUAUAGUUGGGUUUGUUGUAGGGCUCAGAUUCUGCUGUGUGAAGUUUUGCUAUCGGAAAAGCUUUACAGCUGGAUUGGCAAUCUAGCUGAUGCUACAAAUACGACGUUCUUCUGGCUCAUUGUUGCAAACAGACAGAGAAGGAUAAAUCCAGAUAACUUUUUCCACCAACCUUUAAGAAAAAAUGAUGCUCCCUUACAUGAUGGUCAAAUUCAAAACUAAGAGUAAAAGAUGAAUACUCCAAAUAAACAAUAUAGCUUUCUUGCAGUGAAAUGUCAACCACUGUCAUCGCUUCUUCAACAGGUCAAAGCUGAGUCUCUUCCAGUCCAGAUCCAGUCUCCAGAGGGCGAGCGUGAAGGUAUGACAUCCUCAAAUACAAACAAACUGCUCCAUGUUUCGUUUUAUAUUUGGCCGCAGUGAGACGUUCGACUUUCUUAUUCUAGCUCAAAGCCAAAAGGAGCGAGUGUAACUCCAAAGCCACACACACCAGAAACGACUACCUUCUCAUGCUAGCAGCUGCUAAUGCUCAUCAACAGCGCUACUAUGACACUGACCUCAUGGACUGCAUCAAGGUGAGGAAAUACACACCGAAUGUCUGUACACGAACAGCUCAAGAUAGACAUGGACUCUAAUGAUGUACGAUUUGCAGGUGUUAGAUGGCCGAAUCUAUGAGCAGGUGAAAGAUUACCUGGUGUCGCUGUGUCAAACUGAGCUGGAAACAUACCAGGCUGUUCACAACACUUUCAACCAGCUUCUGAACAGCUCGAAUGGGGUAAGUCUGAAAUGCUGAUUACGAGUCUGAUCUGAUACUUCUACUGACCCAAAGGUUUUCACUCAAAGGUGUGAGCAAUCCUAGAGUGAUACAGCUACUCAAGCCACAACUUAAGAAUAAGAUAGGACAGGAUUUAAUCUUUGUUGAAGGAAGUAUUUGUUCAGGCUGAUGUUCAGGCUGCAUAAUCCAAAACAUGUGUGAAUAGCAGCACAAGAUCUACCAUGUGAAUGCAAUCUGCGUUUAUUCUAGUCUACUAACUAUGCAUAUCUUUAUUUAUUUGACCCCAAUUUUGGAUAUCCAAACAGGCAGAGCAUAAACCAUCUACAGCUGAGACUUUUACCGAAAAGUUGUGUUUACGCUCUGCUUUUUGCUGAUCGGAUAGAAAGGAGGGAAGUUGAUUGAAGGUUUAAAACAGGUUUACAGAGCUGGAUGCUUUCCAUAAGCCUGGCUGUUAUUAGGGCCCGUGUCCAUUAACUGUGGUUUUAGCACCAGAAGCACCUAUUUUGAAGCAAAACCAGUUGUUUUCAACUGUACACGUCAGUUAAUUUUCUGUCACCAGCCAAUCAAAAAGGGCAACCUCAUGGUGCACAAUACUUCAAAUUUGAGAUUGUAGGUAGGCAACUUUUUCCUUGGAAAUAAUCUGGCAGUAAUGGAUGAUAACACCACUUUAGUGUACUCAUUUUGUGCAAAACUCUGUAUUCAGGAAAGUAGAGGACAUAAACAUUACCAGCAUUCCUUUAAUUUAUCAUUUAGAUGUCCUAUGAGAAAGACACUAUGAACUCUUUAUCAAGAACCUGUAAUAAAGCAUAUGUUACUGCAUGUUUACACAUAAUAGAUAAAAGAAGGCUUUUGCUUUUGGCUAACGGGGUGUUUACAUGUGAUCGUGUGGAACAAAAUGCAUACAGAAAUUGCACAAUUCUAUAAAAAAAUAGUGUACAGCUAUAAGAACAUAUACAUUUAUACGGUGGCCGAUAAAGGCAGAGAAUCUGCAACAGCCCCGAAAAGUCUAAAUCAGGACACACAAGCUGCAGAUGCUCAAAAAAUGCCAAAAAUUCAACAACACUUACGAAAGUCCAAAACAAACACAACAACAACAACUACACUUAAAAUAGAAACAAAAAUCUGCAAAAUCCAAAACAGCUGCAUCAACAGAGGAAAUGCUGCCAAUCCUCAUCUGAUGCAAAAACAAAAGAGUUGCAAAAAUAAGAAGCUGGACUUUUAUUAUUGGAAUUGUAUCACUCCAGCAUUUGCAGCAUUUUUCUUCUGUAUGAAUAUCACUGAAGUCGUCUGCUCUUGUUGGCCACCAGACUUUUUGAGGAAUAAAGUUAGAAGAAGAACAGAUAUCAGUAUCUAUAAAUUCGUACUCAUCUCUGGAAAAAUUAAAAAUGUCUUCCCUCACUCUUUCAUGUAGGUUGCUCAGGAGUUUCACCAGCAGCUGUUUGUACAGAGGAACCUCAUGUUUCAGCAAGCCCCAGACUUUUUGUACCAGCCCAUCGACUCAGACACGGUAUGUCCUGAAAUUACGUUUGUGCAUCAUUAAAUGUCGAAUAUAAAAAUGUAGUAGAGCGUAGUUUUAAUCUGUUGCAUUUUGACUUUUACAAUGUGUUUAUAGUGAAUGCUCAUAUUGGGAUAAGGAUAAAACGGUUUAGUUUUAAUCCCAGACCUGUAACCACUGCUGAAGAACUCUGUGGUGAAAACCAAAAAGAGUUGAAUGUUUGGUGUCAGGGACUCAAAAAACCGAGGAGACGGAGGUUUAAUUUGUUUGGACUGGCUUACAUUCCCGAGUCUGUCCAAGUGGAACAAGUAGUUCAUCAUGGGCAUCCUGAUGGCUGAUUGGGUCGGUGCCCUUGUCUCGAAUAAUCUCAGAAAUCUGCCACAUGCCAGUGGAUCCUCCAUUUGCACUUGACUCAUAAAUGUUAAAGAAUAUUAAACGACAAAGUUAAUCUUAGUAUUGAUGUUCUCUUUUGUCUUAGUGCGCAGCAAAGAUUAAAAGCCAAAACAUCUAUCUGUGCAAGCAUUAUGUUUUAAAUGAAACCUGUGGAGGUAUUUCAUGUUUCAAAGAUCCUUUCCUUUAUCAUAAGAAAUAAAUCAAAUGCUAGUUGGGGUAUAAGAGAAAUGCCUGACAGUACCUGAUGCAGUAAAGGCCCCACUAGUGCAGACUGAUGGUGUUUUUCAUCAUUAUCACUAAAGCUGAGCUCAGACCUUUUACCUGUUAUGAUGGUCACUGUGUCACAGGACUAAAGGUUGACUGGUGACAUAUUUUUAACCAAUGACAAGACAGCAGGUUGGCCAAUAUUUACCAGUACCAUUUAAAAAUUUGCAUUAAUAACAUCAAUUUCAUAACACUAACAAAGGAGCUGAACUUCAGUGUAUCUUGAUAACUGUACAUGGACAAAUAGAUUUUCUAUCAAGAGGUCGAGAAGCAGUUCAGAUGUGUCCUUGAUUACUGCUAACUAUAAGACUCAACAUGAGAGCGAACGAUUGACCUCUAAACAUGUAGACUGACCUUAUCGUAAGGAGUGUUCUAUCUUUGUAACAGCGCCGUUAUAGGAACUGUAACUUGAACGCACUCUACGUGAGUACAUGAGUGCAUGUCCUUCUCUUACUUACAUUACUCUCUGUCAUAACAGUUUGCAUUAUGCUGAAAUAGUGAAAGUAGUUAACACCAACACCCAUCACAGUUACCUCCCUUUUUAAGUAAAAUUCUGCCCUACACACACUCACACACACAUUCACACACACACACAAACACACGCCUGUUUAUGAAGUCAGCUCUGUCUCGUGGCCUGGAAUCUAUUUCUGACUGUUUUCCACCCAUAUUGGUUAUUUCAUAGCAUUUUUCACCCUCUGUAAAACUUACAUAAAUGUCACCUUAAGUCCAAAAAUAUUUUACCGUCAGCUUUUGAAGACAACCCUUCUGUGUAAAUCAGGCAGUGGUUCGGUGUUGGCCGCCGCGCAUGAAUGUAGUGCAUUGCUGUCAGUGUCACACAUACUUCUCUCUUAGCCUUGAUAGUCUGUUGCCCAACGCUGCCGGUCCUCCUUUGCUCCGGUCCUCUGCUCCACCGGACAACACUGGACAAUUUGUUCAAACUGCAAACGCCGACGUUGUUUUCAUUGGAAGUCAAACAAGCAGCAGCCUGUUCCUAAAGAAAACAUUAGCGCUAGAGAGCCUUCCCUCCUCUCCCCUCUCCCACCCCCCCCACCCCCCUCGCCCUCCUGCCCCAUACCACUUGCACCAGACGGAGGGAUCCGGUGAGGAAUAGAGCUGAACUGUGAGGGAGGGGCAGGAGGUAGGCUGGGCCCUGUGAACGGCCCAGCUGUGAAAAGGAGGCAUUGUGAGUGGGCCUCAUCAGAGUGCACUGACCCUCCCCGCCCUCCAUACAUACUCACUCUCAACACACACAUACACACACUCAGACACGCUGCUGUUGUCAUGUGCAAGCCUCUUAACUCACAUUUAUUCAGUAAAGACAGAAAAGUCAAAUCGGAGAGAUUGAAAUCAAAUUAACUGAGACGCGAUCCUAAUCCUUUUAAGAUACUUCAGAGCAGCUGGGGUUAAACUCCUGUCUCCAGCUACCAGGUGUUUUUCUUUCUUUUUGUACAUUUUGAAUGAAAGAAAUAAAAGCAACCAGCAGAACCAGCCCUAAUAACCAAAUUUAUUGCUGGGACACAUGCUCCUUCCAGCCAGCUCCUGUCUCCUGUUUGUAUUUGUUCAUCAGGACCCUGUUAUAUGUGAAGAGGAAGUUGCCACAUCAGUGUAACAGAAAUGGUAAACAUAACUCACAGUGAUGGUUCUCUUCACUUGCCGUUUAGGAAACCACAACAUCCUCUUAAAAGUUAGGCAAGAUUUUGUUUUGGAAACUUGACAAAGACGGGUUGUAUUUUUUCAGAGGGGAUUCAAGGACAUCAGAAACAUUAUUUCAGACAAACAAUCUCAGAAUAGUUGAAGUGCAGAGAGACGUCAGACAAGACUCUGGGACCUCAUAUCACAUGUCCUCCAGGAAAGAUGGAAAGGUCCGUCCACAGAAACUUACUUGACAGACUGAUACAAGUUUAAGUUCCGAUGAUAAGUAAGUGAUCGUCUGAUGGGGUGUAAAACAUCUAGACCACUUACAUGGUCUGGGACAGGUCUGUUUUCUUUCCUCAGAGCCAGAACCAAACAUGGAGAGGCAGCACUCAGUUUUCAUGCUUCAUGUAUCUGAAACAAACUCACAGAAAACUGCAGGUCUGCUUAAACUCCCAGUUCUCUGAAACGAGGCAGAAGACUCCCCCUAUUGCCCCUUUGUAAAUACAAAACAAUAUUUUGAAACUUUCUUACUUUGUUUUAAGCUUCUGUUUUGUUAUUUUGAGUUCUUUUUGAUCUUAGUGUCUUUUUUAUGAUAUUUAAAUAAUUGUUUGAAUCUGUUUAUCUUUAAAUGUCUUAAAUACAACACCUUGAAUUGACUUGCUGCUGACAGGAGCCAUAAUAACAAUCUUACCUAAUGGAUUAAUAAUAUACCGUACCAUUCAAUUGAUAUCUUUCAUUGCAUCUGCAUAUUGUUUAAUAUCUUGCAUAGCAUCUCUAUAUUUUCUUUGCCUGUUUGCAGCCAGUAUGUGCCCUCUCUCACUCUUAUCUCCCUGUCUCUCUUUGUGGUGUUUUUGUAGGUGAUGCAGCUGCAGAAAGAAAGUGGAACAGCUGAGGAGCACAGUCUGGAUAAAGAGGCGAGGAAAUGGGCGAGCCGUGUGGCCCGGGAAUACAAGAGCAUCAUUCACACCCAGAGGGUGAGUACUGAUACAAGCUGAUGGAGAGGUCAUGUCUUUAUUUAUUUUUGGAAAUUAGAUAUUUGCUUUUGUCGCAUCCUUUUCAAAUGUAGACAAAAACAAAACAACAAAAAAGGCAGGAAACUUUUCAUACAUUGGCAUAAAGAUUACAAGAAAGAAGAGACCAAUUCUUUAUGAAUGACAACCACAGAUAUGUUUGAUAUGGACUGAGAAGGUCCAUCAACAUCCUGACCAGGCCAGGUUACUUUCUUCUGUCAUACAAUCGACUCAAACCGCCACAUUGUUCCUCAGCCGGGACAUUUUUCUAGCGUAGCUUUCCAAACAUACCUACACACUAAAUGCACACACAUCACAAAAAUGAGUUUUUGGAUACCUCUCACAACCACAAGUCCUCAGCACAGAGAAAAAUAUAAGAACAGAUGGAGGAGAGUGGCAGCAGAUCUUUGUGGGCUUACUGUUUUUAAACAGGUCACCUCCUUUUUAUUCUUUGCCUUUUAUUUGUAGUGUAAGAAACAUGCAGUAAGUUUAUGAACUUCAGUACAAUAACAUAGGAGCUUCUGUUAAAAUGUUCAGAAAUUGUGACAUUACCAUUGAUGUGUAAUUCAGGGGACUUUGGAGCUUUUACUUUAAUUUUAUUUGUGCAUAUUUCUGUUUUUUCUUUUGGAAAAACCCUGGUUUGUUUUUACUGUCAAAUAUUAAAAAAAUGCUCCCAGUUUAGAAGUUUUGAACCAUCUUUGAGAAAGAUGUGUGUAGUUUUGGAGACAUUUUUCUGUGAAAUCUGAAGAUGAAGAAUAUCAAACAACAUAAUGGACACCAAAACUCUCUGAGAAGUAAUACAAUAAAAAAAAGGAAAAACAUCUAUACAGAGUUUCAAACUUGUUUAUUCAUGUUUAUCUGAAAUAUCAAUAAGCAGACAUGAUCAUAGUCACACUGAAUCUAAACCUGGGUGCUGAUAUGACCAAAAUAUGACACUAAGGUGCAGUAUGAAUGUUCAGAAAACUUCUACCAGCCAAUCAGAUUGUACAAAUUGGAUCCUGAUUGUUAACAGUAAACUGUGUGUCACAGUUAAACUGAAACACCUGCUAACGGCCAACAUACUGCAUAUCUCUGUCCUCUGAAUGGGGCUUUCCUUUAAAGCAGUAAUCUAGGUCAACGGAUGAUAUCUACAAGCCUGGAGAUCAUAAAAUCAUCCAGUGUUUGUAAAGGAAAAUAUGAUGAGCAGGAGGUUAGAGUUCAUCCCAAUAACCCUCUUCUCUGAUUCGUUGUGUAAGUCGACCAGUUAGAUAAGGGAUUCCCAAACUCCAUCAGUGACGUUUUUUCCAGGAUUAAACAAUCUGUUUCCAUAAAGCAGGAAGUGAGUCAUCCCGCUUCAAGUGAAGCUCGAUCAGAUGUCUUCAAUCAAUGGCUCAGCUGUUCCCGAGUUCCUGUGAUGUGUUAUUUUUAUACAGUGAGGGUGAUGGUUUCACUUAUUCUUUUGUUUUUAGGCUCUGGAGGAAUAUGGGACGCAGGACUCAUCAGAGCAAAACAACAGUGAGCUGGAGACCAAGAUGGAGGUGGCCCGACAGAGUCUUCGGAGGGCAGAGGUAACCAAGUGUGUGUGCGUAUGUGUGUGUGUUUGUGUUGAGCGUUCAUGUGUGUGUUAUGGAGUAAGAAAUGGGUUUCUCUGUUUUCUCAAUCAGUGUCAUGUUACUAAAAGUGGCUCCAGUGCUCCACCUGCUGGUCAAGAGUGGCAGAAGACGUGCUGCAAUUCAAAAUCUAAAGCAGUGGUUCUCAAGUCCAGUCCUCCAGACCCACUGUUCUGCAUGUUUUGGAUGUUUCCCUGCUCCAACAGACCUGAUUCAAAUGAUGAGCUCGUUAUUAAGCCGUUACAGAGCUUGAUAACGAACCCAGGACAGUGGGCCUCGAGGACUGGACUUGAGAACCACUGAUCUAAAGCACCUAUACUGCACAGUCAAAUGACUCCACUAUGAGUAGAAGCGUUCUGUGUGAAACUUACUUUGGUAAAUUAAACUAAAAUGGCCACCUCUGUGUUCUUAUUGUGGUUAUUUUGGGGCAAAUGGUCUUGAUUAAGAAUUUCACAGUUACACAUGAUGCUUUUGGAGUCGAGGUGCACUCAGCUGCUUAAGGAGAGUCUGUGGUCCAUGGUGUCCCACUAAAGGGGUCCCCGACACAAGAUAAAAAGGAUGUUCGUUUUAUGAAACUCUAAUGUUUUUAUUUUAUUCAUAGACGGUGAAAGUGAAAGCUGAAGCCCGUCUGGACUUGCUGCGGCAGGCAGGUGUGGCUGUCGAAACGUGGCUGAAGAGCGCCAUGAACCAGGUGAUGGAGGAGCUGGAAAACGAACGCUGGAACAACCUCAAUACCCAUGAUCCUUCACUCUCCGUAAGACCCUCAAAGCAUUUAAGCUCAGAUUCUAAUUAUUGCAGAUGUCUUGAUGCCCUCAGAGUGACCCACAAGUCAACCAGUCCAGUUUUUUUAUUGUUAAAGGAUUGUUAUUGCCUUAUGCAGCUCAAACUGUGUCACACAAAGUGAUCCCUGUCGUGUUUCUGCAGGGGACAGCAGAUUUGGAGCGAGAGGAUGAGGAGGAGAUGGAGGACAGUGGAGAAGUUUUGGAUGACAGCAGCUCCAGCCCAUCCAGCACCUUAAAGAACUAUCCCCUCACCUGCAAAGUGCUCUACUCCUAUAAGGUACCAGCAGAGAAGAAAUGAAAGCUUCUCGUGUCCGCUGCAUGCUGGUGGAUAACCUGUGCAGGUUGUUUUUAAUGACUGUCCGUUCAUUAUUGAGUUUGGUCAGAAAGUUCAUGUAUCCUGACUGUUAAAGACUAAAUCACUUCAAUACUUAAUUCUUGUGACAUUUAGCUAUUUCUUUGUGACACUUACAACGGUAGCCAUAAAUGAUGGUGUUCAACAAUCACUCACUUGAUGGGUCGAGAAAUACAAAUGUAAUAACAAUAAUAAUAAUAAUAACUUUAUUUUUACAGCACUUUUAAAAACAGGAGUUUACAAAGUGCUUUGACAAACAGUGGCAAAGCACAGAAGAUCAGCACAUGAAAAUAAAAACAAAUAAAAACAAAACCUCAGUUAAAAACAAGACCUCUGAAUUGAAGGCCAAUUUCAUUUGUCAUAAGAAACCCAGACGAUACAAGAACCCAACAACAUAAAAUGAGACCACGAGGACCAAAAUAAAAACAUAAAACAGGUACGAAAAAGAAAUGUAAUAAAAAAAGGGGGGUAGAAAGAAGAAAACAGGAUAGUAGAUAUAAAAGAGGAUAUUAAUAAUGAUAAUAAAAUAAGAAUGAUGGAGAUAUUAAUGAUAAAAUGGAAUAACAAAAAUGAGCAGGAAAAAACAAUAAAAUCAAUAAAAGGCCUAAAAGGUAAAACAAGAAAAGAUUACAAGUAAAACAAAGGCUAAAAGGACAGGAAAUAGAAAUAAGAUAGAGGUAAAAGAGAUAAAAGGGAAAAGACGGCAUCACAUAAAAGCAAGUCUGUAAAAGUGAGUUUUUAAAAUGGACUUAAAAGAAGCGACUGUCUCUGCUGUACGCCUUAUCUCCUCUGGCAGAUCGUUCCAAAGUCGAGGAUGGAGAAACCAGUUAGAUGUCAAAGACACAACAUUAAGCAAUCAAGAUUCAGCGACCCUUGUUUUCAGCCUCAGUGAGCCCUCUUUUUACCUCACUUUAAAUUAAUAUGUUUCCUUGUUUCCAGGCGUCUCAGCCUGACGAACUGACCAUCGAGGAGCAGGAAAUCCUGGAGGUCAUUGAUGAUGGAGAUAUGGAGGACUGGGUCAAGGUACACUUGAGCUUUUUUGAAUUUGUCCCCACAAACUGUGUUUUUUUUUCUGAUUUACGUUUUCAUUGAUUUUAAAUUGUUUUUGCUGAUUUAUCAGAGUUUCUUUACUGUGGGUUUGUAUUUUAAUUUGUAGGCCAGAAACCGCAGCGGACAGGUCGGCUACGUCCCAGAGAAGUACUUGCAGCUGCCUUCGUCUAACAGCUUACUCAGCAUGCUGCAGGCUCUGGCUGCACUGGAUGCUCGAUCCCACUCCUCCAGUAACUCCACUGAACCUGAAACUGAAAUACCAACAGGCUCUGUCAACGGAGACUCCAGCAGUGAGUAACGUCUCCCCUACAGAAAUGCCUGUAGAGCUGAUAAAUUUCCAUCCAUAUCCAGUUAAUUUUAAAGAUUGAUCAGCCUGUCGUUCUCUGUUUCAGUGUCGUUUGCAAAGGCGCUGUAUGACUACGCUGGACAGACGGACGACGAGCUGUCGUUUCCAGAAGGGGCCAUUAUCCGCAUCUUGAGCAGAGAGACUCACGAGGACGAUGGAUUCUGGGAGGGAGAGUUUAACGGCGUUGUUGGGGUUUUUCCUGCUGUGCUGGUUGAGGAUCUGGCUGGUGGCAGCGAGAACGGAGACGGGCAGAGAGAUAGCAGUGCACAGGUGUGUUGAUGCUCGUACACCGAGAAAUUAGAAAAAACGGAAGAAUGGAGCUCAUUUGUUUGGUUUUAUCUCUGGAUACUCAUCUGUUUUUCUUUCCUUCUGUGACAUAUCCCCCUGUUCUGUUCGCCUCGUCUUAAAACAAACACCAUUUUCUCGUGUGCAAGUUUGAUUCCGACAACAUUCCUGCACCGUGUUCCCCCUGCCACACUUUUGUAUCUGCUGCUUCGACAUGACGCACCUUCUGUUUUCCAGGCGUCUCCCUCUCCUCUGGCCCAGUGUGACCGUUCCCCUCGUAGCCCCUUCCUGCCGGGGCCUCUCCACAGCAGCCCCCUUCAGACGCCCACCAUGUCCUCUCCUCAGUCCAGUCCCUGCAGUGCCACAGCCUCUCCUAUUGGUCGACCACCUUCCUAUCACAAUGGACACCACAGGCCGCCACCAGCGCCACACAAAAGCCCCUAUCAGAGUAAGAUUUAGCGGUUUGACUUUGUGUGGGAAGUGUUAGUAAUUGGGAUGUCUGAACAAUGACAUGUAUCCUCUCCUUAGGUCCGGCGCAGGGCUCCCCGCAACCUCCAAAAUACCCGGAGAGCAGCGCCGGCACCAUCAGACCUGUGAGUAUACAGAUUUAUAUCAAGUUUUAGUCUCUUUCAUGUAGUCUUAUGUCGUAUUAGUUUUCCACAAACAUUCUCCUGUGAUUUACGUCUUUGUCUUGCUGGGUUUCUGCAGGUCCGUGCUGCUCCUCCUCCCCCUAAGCAGCACCCUCGCGGGCAGGUGAAGCGCAGAGAGGAGGUGGAGAUCACACUCGUUUAAAGGCAGCACCCUGGUGGUGAUGGCGAUGAAGAGGGAGACUCCGCUCAAACCAGCCGGGACCCGGUGGCUUCGUGCCUCUAAAAAGACUCCCCAAAGGAAACCCGAGGAACCUUAAACCCUUUGAAAACACCUGGAAGCCUAGAAAGACCCAAGGAUCUGUUCUCUUGUCUCUCACACGAACCCCUCACAGGGUCAGUGAACAAUGGAGGGAUAACGUGCCUUUCUCUUUACUAAACUUCCUCACAUGGUCAGUUUUUUUUUCACACUACCUUACUUGAGUUUUGAUCUCCCUUUAGACGGAUGAAAAAGAUUGUUUUUGUAACUUUUAUGCAAAGUUAUACACUCAUACAGUCCAGCUCUUCUACCUGGACAUGAAUCAUUUCACAGAUCUGACUGAAUAUAUAAAUAAUCUACAGACUGCCUCAUACUCAUAACUCCAAAUAUCAGUCCUCACGCUUGUUUUCUAAACUCACAGUUUCCACAUUUUGCUUGUGCUCACAGUGAUUGAUACAGUGAGAAGUGACAAUUAAACCAACCUGCCAUAGUGUGACAAACAUCUCUGCAGGAUUACUAAUAAGAGGAACUUAACUGCUGAGGCAACAAAGUUACGGUUUUAGAGAGUAACGCAAUCAAACAUUGAAAGUUUGAACAUCUUUGGAGCAUUUUCACUUGAUUUACGAGUGAAAAAGAGUAAAAGAAUGAGUCGCACAGAAACAGAAAAAAAAGAAAUGCGGAACCAUGUGUCACAGCACUUUGUUUUCAGGAAAACAUCACUCAUCUUCAAUUAGAGAAAAGCUUACUGGUUGCCCCUUUUUCUAAGUUGAAUAAAUGGGGCUGCAAAAAAAACAGUAUUAAUGUCAAGUAAUAUUCAAGUAUGUAAAACAAUCCUCCAAAAGGUGAAAAUGUCCAUCCCAAAUUCCUAAAGUCAUAGGCGGCUAAACUUAAAGGUACACUCUGUAGUUUUGAACAGAACAGACUUGAUGAGAAUUGAAAUUGAGAUUUGGUGUGCAAAAAAAAAGUGCUUUUAUAGAGUUUUUUGAUGGUAAAAGCUUGGCGCUUGAAAAAUGGAGGAUCAUACAAGUCAUGUCCUUGUAGGCCGCUGUGGCGUCUACAAUCUGACUGCUGGAUAUCACUGAAUAUUUCCGAUUCUUAACACUGUGCCUGUAAAUGGCUUGUGUCUUUGGUUCAAAACUUCAAGAUGUUCAGUUUAAGAAGAUGUUUUAACACAAAUAUAAGAAAAUAUCAGGAAAUGACUGUAUGUAGAUGCAGAAAACAGCAUUUACAGCAACUAACAGGGUUAUCAAAUCAAAAUGGACAUCCUUUCCUUUAAAUAGCUCUAAACAACCUUCAGCCUUGACUUGAGAUUAAAAGCAAAACCUCCUAACUAUGAGUUACAAAUCCAUUAUAACGUUUUGUCUAUUUUGUCUAUCAUCAUAGCAAUAAUGUUUCUCCCAAAUGUACAUUUAUACCAGAUGUUAUUAUCGUAUGUAAAUAUUCAGUCCAACCAUAUCACCCCGUUAUCCACCUGUCAUAUCUCACUUUAUCACUCACUGUGCAGCUUCGUCUCUCUUCUCUCCACUGUGGAAUUUCUUCUAUGCAACAACUUCAACACCUGGCCCAUCCUCACACAUCAUGUAGUGAAUUUUUAGCUUCAACAAGAACCAAAAGUCGAUCAAAAAAACGCCGGCACGGACGAGGCUGGUCCUCUCCUGAACACACGUAACUGCACGCAGUUACACUAACAAGGGAAAAGUGGCAAUUUUAGUCGUUAUGUCAGUAGGAAGAAUCUUCUAGAUGAGUCUUGUGGUUAAAAAAAAAAGAGAUCCUUUACCUUUGUAUUGAUAUUUUUUCAGUCCCUUCUUUUUGUGUUAACCUUUAAAUGCAGAGACAUUUCUUAAAGGGAGAAACGUAGUGCGUACAUACUUAGUCUAACUUUUGAUUUUCCUUCUCGUGUGUUCAAAGAUAAAGAUCUGAAAUAUUUACCAGUGAAGUUUACUGGUGAGAGCAGUGUUUUGUUAAGGGUUAAGUUGCAGUUGAUGACAGUUUACAUUAAGGAAAUGUGCAGUUUUAAAAAAGGAGGAAACCAUCCUGUACUACUAGCUGUGUAAUUUUAAGGAUAAAAAAUCUUAACUGUCAUAGUGAAGCACUUUUUGAUGUCUUCUUAUUCCUUUUCAGUAUUGUGGAUGAUGCUAUGUUGUUUGUUAAAUUGUUCCUGUUGGAUGUUUUCUGUACUGGUAUGAAAUAUUUUCUUUAAUCUGCUCUUUCAUUAUUUAGCCUUUGAUAGUCUUUGUAGUGUCUAUGUUUGAGAUUGAGACUUUAAUCGUAUUGAUUUACCAUUAAUAGUUUACAGAAAGCUUGGAGAUGGAUAUCUGUACAAAUAUUAGCACAGUGUUGUUGUAUUUUCCUUUUUAUUUUUUAGAAUUAGGAUUAAAAAAAUGUACAAAAACCUUAGUUCAAUUCGACCAGAGGAAAAGAGAUAUCUGUCAGCCAUGUUGCUGUGUUCUCGUUGAUCUCCCUGAGAUCUGAAUGACAUCAAACUUAUUUUUAAAGUUUGCUUUUACCCUGUUGUAUUGAUUAAAAGAAGAAGUCUGUUUUUUCCCGAUAGAGAAGUUGUUAUUAAUCUGCUGCUGGUCCUGUUUCCAUGUUAAGUCUGGAUCUGAAAUUCAGUGACAAACUGCCCUCAUUUUAAGCUCUGCAGAAGCUGCGGAGUGUCAUAUUUACACACCAGUGGAUGUUUAACUGUAUUUAUUGUGUACAAAUAAAUGUGAAAUAAAGAUAGCUUAAAUUAUACACAA